Molecule: messenger RNA, 906 nt
Organism: Brassica oleracea var. oleracea
Lineage: Eukaryota; Viridiplantae; Streptophyta; Magnoliopsida; Brassicales; Brassicaceae
Product: RNA polymerase II C-terminal domain phosphatase-like 4
Exons: 1
Coding region: 16-906 (296 amino acids)
Cellular component (GO): nucleus
Molecular function (GO): RNA polymerase II CTD heptapeptide repeat phosphatase activity
Source: RefSeq, a predicted model, not a curated record
UUAAUCAGAGAAACUAUGUCUGUAGUUGAGAACAUUCCUCACGAACCGAGAGCCAAAAGGCAGAGGAUCGAACCAAACGAGCCAGCGUCUUCUAAUACUAGAUGUCGCCACUGGUUUGUUCGUUACGGAAUCUGCACCACCUGCAGUUCAUCUGUUGACAAAGACCAAGGCCAAGCAUUCAAUUAUCUUUUAGAUGGUCUACAGCUAAGCAGCGAGGCUGUCGCUGUAACAAAGCACCUUACCACACUAGUCUCUUGUUCCAACGAGAAAAAACUACACUUAGUGCUUGACUUGGACCACACGCUUCUCCACACCACUCGUCUUCCAUGCCUCACCGAAGCAGAAAAGUAUCUAAUCCAAGAAGCGGGUUCAAAUACAAGGGACGAUGAUCUACACAAGUGGCAAGCCCAAGGAGAAAAUCCCAUGGUGUUCUUGACAAAGCUAAGACCUUUUGUUCGAGGUUUUUUGGAAGAAGCCAAUAAGUUGUUCACAAUGUAUGUUUACACAAAGGGCAAUCGCGAUUACGCUAAAUUCAUCAUGAAGCUUAUUGAUACGAAGAAAAUCUAUUUCGGUGAGAGAGUGAUAACAAGAGACGAGAGUCCUUAUAUGAAGACGCUUGAUUUGGUUUUGGCUCAUGAGCGAGGUUUGGUGAUUGUGGAUGAUACACGUGAUAUUUGGCCUGAUCACAAGAGUAACUUGGUUGAAAUUAGCAAAUACAACUAUUUUAGGAUGAACAAGAGCCAACAGUCACAGCCAUACUCUGAGUUGAAGACUGAUGAAAGUGAAAACAAUGGUGGAUUGGCCAAUGUAUUGAAGCUACUCAAAGAAGUUCAUUGUGAAUUCUUCAGAGUCCAAGAAGAAAAGGAGUUAGAGUCUAAAGACGUGAGGUUGCUCCUACAAAGAUAG